Molecule: messenger RNA, 1299 nt
Organism: Argentina anserina (silverweed cinquefoil)
Lineage: Eukaryota; Viridiplantae; Streptophyta; Magnoliopsida; Rosales; Rosaceae
Exons: 4
Coding region: 261-1052 (263 amino acids)
Source: RefSeq, a predicted model, not a curated record
GCGAGAGUGAUAGCAGCUCACCCCCUCCAGUCCUCGUCACCACAAGUGUCACCUCCAUACUCCUUCCAACCUGUCAGCUACAACGGCUUGUCCAGCUUUUUGUAGAGAUCACCACAAGUGUUUCAACCAUGAUGAACUCAGAGAGAUACAAAACUCCAGUCUCUAAUGGAGCUCGUGUUUCGUAUCGGAUGAUAUCGAAAUUCAAAAGACCCGGUUAAACAUAUCUGAUCUUUGUCUUCAUCGUCGACGGCAGCUCAACCAUGCCGGGUCCCGGUCCUCAUCUAAUGUACGCCAUGUCUACCGGUGUGGCUCUUACCACUCUCACCAAUGGCAGGUUCAGCCCCCAUCACACCUUGAUCUACACCGUUAACUCCUUCUUCGGCCCCGACAUCGGAUCCUUCACCGAAUGGCUCGCCUCCCUUGUCGGCGGUUUUGGCUUCGACUUUGGUUCUGAGCUAGCUGACGCCAUCCACCACCCUUUCUACUACGUCAUCAUUCUCGGCCUCCCUCUUUGUAUUCUCUACUCCUGGCUCUCCAGACUCUUCCUCCUCCAUAAGCUCCUCGAUUCCUUCCCUCCGGUUCCCUUGACAAAGUUGCAAUGCAUCUUGUUGGUGUCAGCUGGUUCUUUCUCACACUUUUUUCUUGAUCACUUGUUUGAGGAAAAUGGGCAUUCUAGUAUGUAUACAUGGGUUCUGAGCACUGGUUGGUGGGAGGGCCGUGCACCUAUAAAUCCAGAUGCUGUUGUUGUUGUCGGCGCUUUAUGCAUUGGCUUACUUGCCGGCUUUAUUUACAUCAACAGAGUUAAGCCUCCUAAGCCUAUUAACAAACAAUCACCAAUUGAAUCAUUGAAACUAAUUAUCAUAAUAGCAAGCCUAUACUGCUUUUGGUGCGCAAGCCAAAUUUACUUGGUUGAUCCUCGUCGGGCAGCAGUUGGUGAAGAAGCUGAUCUUGGGGUCAUUAUGUUUCUCGCCACUUAUUUCUUCUUCCCUCAUUUCCUGUGUAUAUUGUCAAUGCAUACAAGAGGUUAUGAUGGAUUGCAGCUUCCAAAAUAACAGCAUAGUCCUAUUGAUAAAGAGCACAUGCCACUCUUGCAUUCAAGUACAAUCAGAGUAUAAUUUCCCGAGUAAUUACCACAGCGUUGAGUUUUGUUAUGUUGUAGCCUGUUACGUGAUCAUCAGGUAUAUCUCAAAAUCUUCUCUUUCAUAUUUUGUACUGAUAUAUAGUGUUGUAUCUUAGUCAUAGCUUUACUGAUAUCUGAUAUACACUUUGGAACUGAUUAUUGACUAGAGCUGUACCUUG